Messenger RNA from Plasmodium coatneyi, 4218 nucleotides. RefSeq lists its product as uncharacterized. Gene Ontology annotation, cellular component: membrane. The transcript has a single exon. The coding region runs from base 1 to 4218 and encodes 1405 amino acids. NCBI's taxonomy places the organism in Eukaryota, Apicomplexa, Aconoidasida, Haemosporida, Plasmodiidae. The record is from RefSeq and is a predicted model, not a curated record. Gene Ontology annotation, biological process: potassium ion transport.
AUGAAAAGCGGGUUGUUGUCUAUAAACGAUGUUCUCUUCCUACUGGUAAACAUUUUCAAAUACUUCCUGAUUGCUUUGAACGGACUGUACCUGUAUAAGCUACCAUGCAACGCUAAGGAGAACAUGGACUUUGUGAGCGCCAUAAUAUGUAUCCUAAUAGGCGUUACGAUAAAAAUUACCGUUAUAGCUGUAUACUGCACGUAUUUUACGGACAUUUAUAUGCUGAGAAAAUGCAGGAGGAAUAAUUUUCUGAAAUUGUGUAACUUUAGCAGUGUAAGCAGGAGGGGAAACACAUCCGUGCUAGAAUCAGACGACUUUGAGUAUAAAAAGUUAAUUAAGAAAUUUUUUUUUAAGAAGGUAUACUAUUCGUUGAGGAAAAAGCAUAAACGUAUGGAAUUAUACAUGCUAAAAAUUUAUAACAGCACAUUUAAUUACUACUUCUGUAACGUGAGGGAUGUACUUUACGCAUUAAUUUGGUACAUCAGUUUAUACUACUGGAGAAGAGAUACAUACGACGCGAUGUGGAAUUUUGACAACAUACCGACAUACAUUCAUAACAUAUUGAUUGCCCUCUUGUCUUCGUCCUACAUCGAUUUAGUGAUGGUCAUCCUCAGUUACAGCAAGUCUAAGUAUUAUGUGAUGAAGUCUAAAUUUCUAAUAGACGCGUUUUUCAGCGCACCAAGCGUAUUUUUCUUUUCCAAGUAUGUGCUUGUUCUUGAUAAUAAGAUAGACAUAUAUUUCAUAAUGGGCUUUUUACGAAAUAUUAAGAUAUUUCUGAAUGUGUCCUAUGUAAGAGUGGAGCAGAACUCCAUCCUAACUAAUACAGAAAUUAGAAUCGUUCGAAUUGUGCUGGGAGUUCUCUUACUGUGUAAUGCAUUCGCCUCAACCGUUUACACCAUUCAGGCGAUUCACCCUUACAAUUUGGAAAAAGGGGAUUUUUCCUAUUUUCUGAAUAGCUAUUUGGAUUAUUUCUACUUUUCAAUAAUUUCCAUAUCGACUGUUGGGUAUGGAGACAUAUUUCCCAUUAACAAAUUAAGCAAAGUAGUUUGUAUCAUUUUUAUAUUCUGGACCUUCAUUUGGGUUCCAAUACAAUUCAACGAUUUGAUUAUUUCCAUUUUUUCUAAGAAGAAAACCUAUGGUAAGCUUAGCAUGAACAGUCAGAAGUUUAUUCUGCUCAUUGGAGAAGUGGAGCCUCAAAAAUUAAAUGUUUUCCUUUUCGAGUCUAUUGCGUAUGGAAAUAAGAUAAAAUUUCACAUCCUUACUACUUACCCUAUAAGUUCUUACAAAGAGCAAAUAAAAAUAGCGGAUCACUUUUGCAUAUCCCUAUACAUUAAAAGCUUCGACUUGAAUGAAAAACAGAAUACAAAUUUGCUCUACAGCAUCAACGCCCAGAAUGCCUACUACUUAUUUUUAUUUUCUGAUAAAUUUAAUAAUGGGCAUUACAACAUAGACACAAAAUCUUUUACAAGAUUGCUAAUUUUGAAGAAAUUUUUACAUGGAAAAAAAAACGCCGUCAUCGAGUUACGAAAUAAGAGUGUUUCUAAUGUUGUGAAGUCCAUUGGCUGUGAAAAUUUUAUCAUUGACAAUUUGAAGCAUUCCUUAAUUGUUAAGAAUGUAAAGCACCCUGGGAUAAUUACCCUAAUUUUAAACCUAUUCACAGCGUACAAAUAUGAGCCAGAAUGUGACGCGCUGGACGAUAUGCGUGAUUCCUUCUCCUCUUUCAAAUAUAUCGGUGAAUAUAUUAGGGGAUCCAGAACAAAAAUUUUCUCCUUCUGCGUUCACAAAAAUAUGGUGGGACUCAAAUUCGAUAAAUUGUUUUACAAAUUGUAUGAGUCUCUUGGCAUUAUUCUAAUCGGCAUCGAAACGGACAACGAGAUGCUACCCCAAGUUAGGCGCAAUUGUCCUGCGCGUAAAGUGGCAAACAUAGUUAAGGGGAGAAAGGCACAGAGGGGGAGAUUUAAAGCUGUCCUCCUGAACGUGCUAAGGAGGUAUUCUCAUUCGUGUAACGCAGCCUAUGCAGAACGACCAUUACGCAAACGGAGAACAACUUGGAAUAGCAUCCAAAGUGCUCACACCAGGGGGAGAAGAAUAAAUAGGGACUCAACGGAACGGUCUAAUUUGUUAAAAAUGAACAUGGGUUAUCACACUAAUAGGGGAAAAGAUAAUUCUAGUAACCUCAUCGGAGAAUGUGGGACCUACCGCAUCGGGGGGGACAAAACACAGGGGAAUAUGCCCCAUAGGAGAAGGAAAAACAAAAAUGAAAAUAUCUCGAGCGAAGGAAAUAUUUGCAUAAACAUCAGUAGAAGUAACAAAAUACGGAAGAGGUGCACCACCAAGGGGGAACCACACAUGGAAGAGUUAAAAAAGUGGGACUACAACAUAAUUCACGCCAAGACGAAUAACAAAUGGGGAUACGACACGAACAUAAGUAAAAACACGAAACAGUUAAAAUGCUACCUCAAUUUGUUGGGGGCAAAUUACUCCAUGAGGGAAAAUGAUAAAUGUGUAGUUAUUGCCAAUUCUAAGAAAGUUAUUAAAUACCUGUCCAUGGCAAAAAGCCUCUUUUGGCUAUUCGAAAUUAAGAGUAAAAAGGAGAAGAAUAUUUCUUACGAUUUGAAGUCAGUCAUAAAAACUAAGAAAUCUUUUAAUAAAUAUUUGACGGCGAAUUUAAGGAGGAAUAUGCCAACCAUGUCUCAUGGGCAUAACAGAAGCGGGGUCUACAAAGGUGCAAAUCUGAUAGGUAUAAAUUACCACGACUUGUUUGGUAGCUACAAAAUUUCGAGAGUUUUUUCGAAAAGGAGUCACCCAUUUGGGAAAAAGGUAAAGACGGUUAAAUAUGCAGGGGGAAACGAUACACGCGAUUUGGUAAGUGGGGGAAAUUGUCCUAACAUCAUUUGCAGUGUUGAAGGAUCCACUCAUGUUCCCCCUUGCGAUGCUAACAAUUGGGCCUUUAACGGAUGUAAUUUUAUCAGUUGCAUUCCAGACGGUUGUAAUGUUGACACUCGCGUGGGAAGACACGCCGAGGGGGAUACCAUCGUGGCAUCAUCACCUUACUUGGAGAGCACCCCAGGGAGAUUCCACGUGGGCAAUCCCACAAACAGUCUUUCUUUGCCUUACGCAGAAAUUCGUACUUUUGAAAAUGCGGUAGACAACUCUGUGUCGCAGAACAGCUAUGUAGACCCCCCAAUUGCGCAUUCACAUCAUGCAGACGUUCGCAAAAAGUACGGGUAUUAUUUCAUCCACAAAAGAAAAUUAAAAAAAAAAAAUUAUUUAAUUAAUUACGUGAAUUUUUUAAAAAGAGAAGAAACGGGAAAGGAUAGAGAUGGACAAAAUGGCCUCAAUAAUGCCCACCUGGAUGCCUCCCAAAGCGCGAUAGCAUAUUCGUACGAAGAAGCCUGUGAAAAGUAUUUCCCCCGAGGGAGGAGGAACAAAUUAUUGCUAAUAAUAAACUGCACGUCAAACACGAUUGAGCUGAUCAAAAUGGUGAACCAUAAGUGUACAUAUAACGUAGUCAUACUCACGGACGAAGUACCAGCUGUCAAUAUACACGACUUGUUAAAGUAUAACGUCGUGUUUAUAAAAUGCAAAUCCCUGGACGACUACAACAUAUUAAACGCUGGUCUUAUGCAGGCCUAUUACGUGAUAAUCCUACCAACAGACGCAAACAAUGCUGAAGAAAUAAACGAGAUAGACAUGAACAAUAUAAUAUUAACAAGGAAAAUGAUCCACUUAAUGCGGAAAAGGAAAAAGUCUUUCUACAUAAAUAACAUAAUGACUGAGUUGAUUAACCCCUCUAAUGUUAUCUUUUUGGAGGAAAAUAAUAUGAUAAAAUUAAAGGACAAGAAAUCUUCCUACAGUGAUUUUUUCCCUUAUGUAAAUUGUUCCCGCUUUUAUUCGAGCAAUUUAAUCUGCGAAACGAUGUUGUAUAAUUUUAUGGCGCACCAUAAAAGCUUCACCAAAUUUUCCGUGUGUAAUGACACAUUGGAAAGCCUCAUAAAAUAUAUGAGCGUAAUUUAUAUAUGCGACUUGAACAAGUAUUUUGAUUUUUCUUUUAAAAGAAUUAAGACCUUCCGGGAUUUGUUUUAUUUUUUAUCCAAGAAGAAUAUCACUGCUAUUGGUUUGUACAGGCGCGGCGACAAAAACGUCCCCUUCUACGUUUAUACUAAGCCCAGCGAAAAUUGCGAGCUCAAGCUGGACGACAUGGUAUACGUUUUGUAG